Molecule: messenger RNA, 1350 nt
Organism: Knipowitschia caucasica
Lineage: Eukaryota; Metazoa; Chordata; Actinopteri; Gobiiformes; Gobiidae
Source: the annotation of a GenBank genome assembly
AUGUCUGUGCAGGAGUGCCUGGGUCUCAACGGGCAGUUUGUGGGGACGUCCUGCGGUCACCACGGGCCCUACACCCCGGAUGUGCUCUUCUGGUCCACCAUCCUGUUCUUCUCCACCGUCUUCAUGUCGGCGUUCCUCAAGGAAUUCAAAACCAGCACAUAUUUCCCAACCAAGGUUCGCUCAAUGAUCAGCGACUUUGCAGUUUUCAUCACCAUCCUCACUAUGGUCAUUCUGGAUUACGUUGUGGGUGUGCCGUCGCAGAAACUCCAAGUACCGAGCAAGUUCCAGCCGACUCGGGACGACCGCGGCUGGUUCAUAAACCCCAUCGGGCCUAACCCCUGGUGGACGGCUCUGGUAGCUGCGAUCCCCGCUCUGCUCUGCACCAUCCUGAUCUUCAUGGACCAGCAGAUCACCGCCGUCAUCAUCAACCGCAAGGAGCACAAGCUACUGAAGGGCUGUGGGUACCACCUGGACCUACUCAUGGUCGGGAUGAUGCUGGCCGUGUGCUCGCUGAUGGGACUGCCCUGGUUCGUGGCGGCCACAGUUCUGUCCAUCACCCACGUGAACAGUCUGAAGCUGGAGUCGGAGAGCUCUGCGCCCGGAGAGCAGCCGCGCUUCCUGGGUAUCCGUGAGCAGAGACUGACCGGACUGAUGAUCUUCCUGCUCAUGGGCUGCUCCGUGUUCAUGACCGGAGCACUGCAGUUCAUCCCCAUGCCCGUGCUGUACGGAGUCUUCUUGUACAUGGGAGCCUCCUCUUUAAAAGGCAUUCAGUUCUUCGACCGGCUGAAGUUGUUCGGGAUGCCGCCCAAGCACCAGCCGGACUUCAUUUACCUGCGACACGUUCCUCUGAGGAAAGUGCACCUGUUCACGGUCACGCAGCUCACGUGUUUAGUGCUGCUCUGGGUCAUCAAGACCUCGCCGGCCGCCAUCGUCUUCCCCAUGAUGGUUCUGGCCUUGGUCUUUGUCCGUAAGCUGCUGGACCUGGGUUUUUCGAAGAGGGAGUUGAGUUACCUUGACGACCUGAUGCCCGAGUGGAAGAAGAAAAACCUGGACGACGCCACAAAGAUUAAAGAGGAGGAAUCUGAGAUUAUGAUCGAGUCUAAACCCGAGGACUCGACGACGGUCCAGAUCCCCAUGGAGCCGUGUAAAACGCAGCUGCAAAAAGCCCACGACCCCAGGUGCGACCCCUCCGACAUUAAUAUCUCAGAUGAAAUGUCUAAAACAACGGUGUGGAAAGCACUCAACUCACACCACAAAGAUCCCCAGGGCUGCAAAAAGGCAAGACGCUCCUCUCUGCUCCUCCUGUGUGCCUCCUCCAAGAUUGAAGGGAUCGCGUUCAUAGACGAGUAA